Calypte anna (Anna's hummingbird) is the source of this 5596-nucleotide messenger RNA. It is a transcript of the gene DENND5A, whose product is annotated as DENN domain containing 5A. The record is from RefSeq and is a predicted model, not a curated record. The transcript is spliced from 24 exons. Lineage: Eukaryota; Metazoa; Chordata; Aves; Apodiformes; Trochilidae. Gene Ontology annotation, molecular function: small GTPase binding; guanyl-nucleotide exchange factor activity. The coding region runs from base 43 to 4014 and encodes 1323 amino acids.
GCCCCGCACCCCCUGAGCCCCGCGCACCCCUCGGGCUCAAGCAUGAGCGGAGGCAGCGGGGGCGGCUCCUCGGCACCCGGCCGUUUCGCCGACUACUUCGUGAUUUGCGGGCUGGACACUGAGACUGGGCUGGAGCCGGACGAGCUCUCUGCUUUAUGCCAGUACAUACAGGCCUCUAAAAGCCGAGAUGCUGCCAGCCGUUUCAUUCCAAGUGCAACAGAAGGGGAAAACUUUGAACAGACUCCAUUAAGACGCACAUUUAAAUCCAAAGUUCUUGCUCGCUAUCCUGAGAAUGUUGAAUGGAACCCUUUUGAUCAGGAUGCAGUGGGAAUGCUGUGUAUGCCUAAAGGGCUUGCUUUCAAGACACAAGCAGAUUCCAGAGAACCUCAGUUCCACUCUUUUAUUAUUACUCGUGAAGAUGGCUCACGGACAUUUGGAUUUUCUCUCACAUUUUUUGAGGAGGUUACAAGCAAACAGAUCUGCAGUGCAAUGCAGACAUUGUAUCAUAUGCACAAUGCUGAAUAUGACAUUAUUCAUACUCCACCCACAAAUGACAAAGAUAGCUGCAGCAGCACUGGAGACUGCAAUGGCACUUCUGUUUCAAAGCUACAGCGUUUUAACUCCUAUGACAUCAGCAGAGACACACUCUAUGUCUCAAAGUGUAUUUGUCUGAUUACCCCAAUGUCUUUCAUGAAAGCUUGUAAGAAAGUGCUAGAACAACUUCACCAAGCAGUGACUUCACCUCAGCCACCACCUCUACCUUUAGAAAGCUACAUCUACAAUAUUCUCUAUGAGGUUCCUCUUCCUCCAGCAGGAAGAUCUUUAAAAUUUUCGGGUGUUUAUGGACCAAUUAUCUGCCAGAGGCCAAGCACCAGUGAACUACCAUUAUUUGAUUUUCCAGUUAAAGAAGUUUUUGAAUUGCUUGGAGUAGAAAACGUGGUUCAACUCUUUACCUGUGCCCUCUUGGAAUUUCAGAUACUGCUUUAUUCACAGCAUUAUCAGAGACUGAUGACUGUGGCAGAGACCAUCACAGCACUAAUGUUUCCAUUUCAGUGGCAGCAUGUGUAUGUUCCUAUCCUUCCAGCAUCCCUCCUUCAUUUUCUAGAUGCUCCUGUCCCUUACCUCAUGGGAUUGCACUCUAAUGGGCUGGAUGACAGGUCUAAAUUGGAACUUCCUCAAGAGGCUAACCUGUGCUUUGUGGAUGUAGACAACCAUUUCAUCGAGCUACCAGAAGACUUGCCCCAGUUCCCAAAUAAACUUGAGUUCAUUCAGGAAAUUUCAGAGAUACUAAUGGCUUUUGGAAUUCCACCUGAGGGAAACCUUCACUGCAGUGAAAGUGCCUCCAAGAUGAAGAGCCUCAGAGCGUGCGACCUGGUUUCUGAUAAAAGAAAUGGGAACAUAGCAGGUUCACCUUUGAACUCCUAUGAGCUGCUAAAGGAAAAUGAGACCAUUGCAAGACUCCAAGCACUUGUUAAAAGAACAGGUGUGAGUCUAGAAAAGUUGGAGGUGCGAGAGGAGACCAGUAGCAAAAAGGAUCUUAAAAUUCAGUGUGAUGAAGAAGAAUUCAAGAUCUACCAGCUCAACAUUCAAAUACGUGAAAUUUUUGCCAAUCGGUUUACACAAAUGUUUGCAGAUUAUGAAGUGUUUGUCAUUCAGCCCAGUCAGGACAAGGAAUCUUGGUUUACAAACAGAGAACAGAUGCAAAACUUUGAUAAAGCAUCUUUCUUGUCUGACCAGCCUGAACCUUAUUUGCCUUUCCUAUCGAGAUUCCUGGAAACCCAAAUGUUUGCAUCUUUUAUUGACAAUAAGAUUAUGUGCCAUGAUGAAGAUGAUAAAGACCCUGUUUUGAGAGUAUUUGAUUCUAGAGUGGAUAAAAUUAGGCUGCUAAAUGUUAGGACACCAACUCUGCGCACAUCUAUGUAUCAAAAAUGCACAACCAUUGAUGAGGCUGAGAAAUCUAUCGAAUUAAGACUAGCAAAAAUAGAUCACACUGCAGUCCAUCCACACUUGCUGGACAUGAAAAUUGGACAAGGGAAAUAUGAGCUUGGAUUUUUUCCCAAGCUUCAGUCUGAUGUUUUAUCUACUGGACCAGUAAGCAACAAAUGGACAAAGAGAAAUGCUCCUGCCCAGUGGAGGCGGAAGGACAGACAGAAGCAACACACUGAGCACCUGCGUCUUGACAAUGAUCAGAGAGAGAAAUAUAUCCAAGAAGCCAGGAAUCUGGGCAGCACUAUUCGGCAGCCCAAGCUGUCAAACCUCUCUCCAUCAGUAAUUGCACAAACAAACUGGAAGUUUGUGGAAGGCUUGUUGAAGGAAUGCCGAAAUAAGACCAAGAGGAUGUUGGUUGAAAAAAUGGGCCGAGAAGCUGUGGAGCUAGGUCAUGGUGAAGUGAAUAUCACAGGUGUAGAAGAGAAUACCCUCAUAGCCAGUCUGUGUGACCUCCUAGAAAGGAUAUGGAGCCAUGGUCUGCAAGUCAAACAGGAUAGAAGCUGUACUGCUUUCGUCUUAGAAGACAGAGCAACAGUAAACUCUGCUUCAACUCAGAUUUGGGCCUUUCAGACCACCAGACGGCCAACCCUACAUAAGGGAAAGUCUGCUUUGUGGUCUCAUCUGUUACAUUACCUAGAAAACAGGCAGAGAAAAAGUACAUCAGGCAGCUUCAGUACCUCAGGAAUAGUACUUGAUUCAGAAAGGAGAAAGUCUGAUUCCAGUCCAGCUAUGUCACCUCUUAGAAUCUCUCUCAUUCAGGAUAUGAGGCAUAUCCAGAACAUUAGUGAGAUCAAAACAGAUGUUGGCAAGGCCAGAGCCUGGGUUCGACUCUCUAUGGAGAAGAAGUUGCUCUCUAGGCAUCUAAAACAGCUGCUUUCAGAUCAUGAACUUACAAAAAAACUCUACAAGCGUUAUGCGUUCCUGCGCUGUGAUGAUGAGAAAGAACAAUUCUUGUAUCAUCUCCUGUCAUUCAACGCUGUUGAUUACUUUUGCUUCACCAAUGUUUUCACAACAAUCUUGAUCCCAUACCAUAUAUUGAUUGUUCCUAGCAAGAAACUUGGUGGCUCAAUGUUUACUGCCAAUCCUUGGAUCUGUAUCUCAGGAGAACUGGGUGAAACAGGAGUCCUGCAGAUUCCCAGGAAUAUAUUAGAAAUGACUUUUGAGUGCCAGAACCUGGGAAAGCUGACCACAGUGCAAAUAGGACAUGAUAAUUCAGGGCUGUAUGCCAAAUGGCUAGUGGAAUAUGUUAUGGUCAGAAAUGAAAUAACAGGGCAUACUUACAAGUUUCCCUGUGGAAGGUGGCUUGGAAAGGGAAUCGAUGAUGGUAGCUUAGAGAGGAUCCUGGUGGGAGAGUUGCUGACUUCCCACACUGAGGCUGAUGAGCGGCAGUGUCGAACCCCUCCUUUGCAGCAAUCACCAAGCAUGAUCAGAAGAUUUGUCACUAUAUCACCAAACAAUAAGCCAAAGUUAAAUACUGGGCAGAUACAAGAAGCUAUUGGUGAAGCUGUCAAUGGCAUUGUCAAGCAUUUCCACAAGCCAGAGAAGGAGAGAGGCAGCCUGACACUCUUGUUGUGUGGAGAAAGUGGACUUGUUUCAGCUCUUGAGCAAGUGUUUCAGCAUGGAUUUAAAUCACCAAGACUCUUCAAAAAUGUCUUUAUUUGGGACUUUUUAGAAAAAGCACAAACAUAUUAUGAGACCCUUGAACAGAAUGAAAUGGUCCCAGAAGAGAACUGGCAGACAAGGGCCAGAAACUUCUGUCGUUUUGUCACUGCUAUCAACAACACCCCUAGAAACAUUGGGAAGGAUGGCAAGUUUCAGAUGCUGGUGUGUCUUGGAGCCAGAGACCACCUUUUGCAUCACUGGAUCGCCCUGCUCGCAGACUGCCCGAUCACAGCACAGAUGUAUGAAGACACAGCACUGAUUAAGGAUCAUACUCUGGUGAAUUCUUUGAUUCGAGUGCUGCAGACUUUGCAGGAGUUCAACAUUACCCUGGAGGCAUCUCUUGUCAAAGGAAUCGACAUUUGACCUCUUGUCCCACAGAAAAAAAAAAAAAAGCAACAAGGAGUGAUUCUCAUUAGUAUGCAAAAGUUCUGUCUGCCAGUACAUUGUAUUGUGAACUUGUUCAUGGCCCUAAAAAUGCAACUUUUAACUUUUCUUGAAGGAAACUCCAAAAAUAGUACAGGCAAAUAGAUAGUAGCUGUAAACUCAGUGUAAAAAAGAGGAUUUUGGUAUAAAUCUAUUUUAGAGUUUAUUUGCUGAUUUGCUUUUUACACACUUUCAUGUGAAAGAGAUAGAGAUGAGUAUUGUGCAGCUUAUUUUAAAGCUGCAGUAUUUCCUUGCCAUAGAAAAUGUGCAGUGAGCCUUUCAGCAUUCUGUGAACUUGCCUUCAGAUAUGCUGUGUGUCAUAGACCCCAAUGUAUACACUCCAUUUCUGCUGAGGUCAUUCUAUAGUUUUUAAACUAAUAUUUUAUAUAUUAACAUUAUUACCAAUGUUUGAUUUUUAACUUAUCGGGUCAUGUUCUGCUGCAAGGGAACUACAAAUCUGAUAUGUGCUUUUUUUAAUAGCUCCAAAGCACUGAUUUGUCAACAAAUCAUUUUUUCCUUUAUUUUUGUUGUCAGUAUUAUUUUUAGUGAAAUCUGUAAGACUGAACAUUGAAAUGUGCAGAGAUCAAAGUAAUAUUUUUCAUAUUGGUACAUUAUUGCACAGAAGAAGUUACUCGUGUUUUUUAACUGAUGUUCUUUAUUUAUUUAACCUGUCCUUGUGUUUUGUAAGUUUGUCUUUAAAAAAAAAAUCUUCUAUGAUACAACUGGCUAUAUUAUGUUGCAAUUCAGAAUUUACAGUGCAGCCCACUUAAAUGAAAAACUUGAACUAGUUCAUAACACAAAGAUGUCUGCACUUGAACCAGCCAUUUGAAGCUUGGUAUAUGGUUGCUGCUGGUAAUUCUCUUAACUGCUAAUAAAGAGGGACUUUCUCCUCCCCCCCUCCAAAUGCCAGAUGGCUGAAUAAAGAUGUUUAAGCCCCCACAAAAUAAUAAUGGGUUACCUUACUAGCAAAUCCAAGGGUUCCUUAAUUUUUCUAAAAAGACAGCGAGUAGUAAGGUUUUUUCUUUUCCUUUUGAAUGUCUUGGGUCCUGUUAUCACACUCUGCUUCAUUUGGGAUGCUUUUGUUUUUCCACAGAGAAAGCUUUGGUCCACUUCUACAAUAAAACACAUUUCAGAAGCUUAGUUUAUUGGAUAUCUGGAACUUGACGAAUGCCUAAAGGCAUCUCUGUUCAUUUGAAACCUCUGAUAAAAAUCUCUUUGAUAUAGAUGUGACUUAAGAACAGGCUAAUUUAUCAGCAUCACAAUUACUAUACAGAAGUUCAGGGCUAUGUAUUUAAGAGGUCUCCACUGUAUAAACUUCUCUCAGUAUUGUCUUGAGAAGCAGAGUCCAAGAUUUUUUGUUCAUACAAUGUUGUAGCACCUUUUCUUUACCUACAGCUUAGUCACAUCUUGUGAUAGUUUUAUUUCCAUAAUUUAUAAGUAUAGCACGUGUAUUAAAUUUUUGACUAUUUUUACUUUUGUCUUAUUUAUUUCAAUAUUAAACUGAGAAGUUCCUUUGUCACUA